AUGGACGAGUUUGUUGGCCGCUGCAAGAUUGGCCGCAAGUUCAGCGUCGGCAAGAGCGUGAACGGCGUGGAGUUCUUUGGUGUCGAGGUCUCAGACAAGCCGGGGGUGGAGGAGGCGGAGCCAUACUACAAGUACAUCGGCAACAUGCACGGCAACGAGGUCAGCGGCAGGAUGCUGCUGCCGAUGCUGGCGGAGUGGCUUUGCGCCAACAACGGCAAGGACGCGCGCGCAACGCGAAUGGUCCGGGACAUGCACCUCUUCCUCAUCCCCACCAUGAACCCCGACGGCUUCGAUGCUCGCCAGCGAGAGAACGCCCACGGCGCCGACCUCAACCGCAACUUCCCGGACCCAGUCCUGGACCGCGGCAGCGACCUGCGCAAGGCCACGGCCGCCACGGAGCCCGAGGUGGCCCAGAUCAUGGACUUCAUCCUCAGCCGCACCUGGUCGGCCUCGGCCAACCUGCACGAGGGGUCCGUGGUGGUCAACUACCCCUACGAUGGUUACACCAGCCCCGGCCGCUCCGGUACCGCCCACCUGACGCCUGACGACGCGACCUUCAAAUUCCUGGCCAGGACCUACGCUGACAAGAACCCCCUCAUGGCAGCCUCCAGGGAAUUCCCUGGGGGCAUUACUAAUGGCGCCCAGUGGUAUGACAUCUACGGCGGCAUGCAGGACUGGAACUAUGUGGUGGCCGGCUGCAUGGAGGUGACCCUCGAGGUGUCCGCAGAGAAGUUCGUGCCGGCCUCCGGCCUCAAGGCCAUCUGGGACCAGAACCGCGACUCCCUCAUCGCCAUGCCGCUCGCCGCGGCACUCGGAGGCGUCCGCGGCCGCGUGACGGCGGCCGGCAGCGGCGCCCCCCUGGCUGCCACCCUGGCCGUCAAGAGCUCCGAUGCCAACAGCGACGCCCCGGUCCCCUUUUACGCCAGCAAGAACUUCGGCUUCUUUGCUCGGCCCCUGGUCCCCGGCACGCACACCCUGGUCGUUGCCGUGGACGGUUACGCCACGGCAGAGGCGGACGUCACGGUGCCGACAGACGGCAGCGGCGUCGUCAAGAACUUUGUGCUGAAGCCGCUGAAGUGA
Monoraphidium neglectum is the source of this 1080-nucleotide messenger RNA. RefSeq names its product carboxypeptidase D. The transcript has 8 exons. The record is from RefSeq and is a predicted model, not a curated record. Gene Ontology annotation, biological process: proteolysis. Gene Ontology annotation, molecular function: carbohydrate binding; zinc ion binding; metallocarboxypeptidase activity. Lineage: Eukaryota; Viridiplantae; Chlorophyta; Chlorophyceae; Sphaeropleales; Selenastraceae. The coding region runs from base 1 to 1080 and encodes 359 amino acids.